Adineta steineri is the source of this 747-nucleotide messenger RNA. NCBI's taxonomy places the organism in Eukaryota, Metazoa, Rotifera, Eurotatoria, Adinetida, Adinetidae. The record is from the annotation of a GenBank genome assembly.
AUGAUGAUGAAACAAUUUAUCCUUACCAUUGUUACUUUACUAUGUUUAUUAAAUGGAAUAGUUAGUGAUACACCUGACAACAGUGCUCCAAAACAUUAUCGAAUUACACAUGAAGCUGUAUUUAAUAUUGUUAUUAAAGAAAAUGCUGAAACAGAUGAAAUUUUAUCUGAAGGAAAAGUUAUUAUUGGACUUUUUGGUGAAAUUGUUCCUAUGACCGUUUUAAAUUUUGUUACGAUCACGAAUGGUGUCGUUCGUAGUAAUAUCAAUUUUACAUAUAAUGAUGUACCAAUUCAUCGUGUUGUACGAGAUUUUUGCAUUCAAACAGGUGAUUUUCUGAAUCGUGAUGGUACAGGAAGUGAGUAUUCAUAUCAAGAAAAGAAAAAAAUUGAAAAUUUUGAUUUAGGUACAAGUAUUUAUGGAACAAAAUUUGUCGAUGAGAAUUUUCGUCUUAGUCAUAGAUCAGCUGGAUGGGUUUCAAUGGCAAAUCAUGGAAAAGAUACAAAUGGUUCACAAUGGUUUGUUACUUUAGUACCAUCUCGUUGGCUUGAUGGACAUCAUGUUGUUUUUGGUCGUGUUCUUCAGGGUAUUGAUUUCAUUCAUGAAAUUGGAGAAAUAGAAACAUAUCCUGGUACAUCAAUACCAAAAAAAUAUGUUGGUAUUGUUCAUGGUUCAGCUACUGAAGUAGAAAAACGAUAUGAUCUUACUUUGGAAGAUCUUAGUUCUAAUGAAGAUAUUAUAGUUGCUUAG